Messenger RNA from Trichoplusia ni (cabbage looper), 2876 nucleotides. Its product is annotated as phosphoribosyl pyrophosphate synthase-associated protein 2. The record is from RefSeq and is a predicted model, not a curated record. Lineage: Eukaryota; Metazoa; Arthropoda; Insecta; Lepidoptera; Noctuidae. Gene Ontology annotation, cellular component: ribose phosphate diphosphokinase complex; cytoplasm. Gene Ontology annotation, molecular function: magnesium ion binding; ribose phosphate diphosphokinase activity. Bases 180 to 1307 code for a protein of 375 amino acids. Gene Ontology annotation, biological process: 5-phosphoribose 1-diphosphate biosynthetic process; purine nucleotide biosynthetic process. The transcript has 7 exons.
UAUCUGUGGCUAUUCACAUUCGGUGAUUCCAUAAUUUUAAUUAAAUCGUACUACCACACCAAAUAUCUCCCACUUACAUGUAUUUAAAGUGUGUUUUAGGAAGCAAAGUACCUUAGAAAUAUUUCAUAUUGUUUCUUUUCAUUCUGCGGUAACAAAUACAAUACUGCCAUCAGGUUAUUAUGUUACUCAACAAAACCAGGCUGGUGGGUUUCACUAAUAGAUCUCGCAAGGGCAAUAUGGACGGUAACUCCACGUCAGACAUAGUGAUCUUGAGCGGCAACUCGCACCCUGAACUUGCGGAAUCAAUCGCUCAUCGUCUGGGAGUAAGAAAAGGAGGAUGUUCUGUAUAUCAUAAGACCAAUAGGGAAACUAUUGUUGAAAUUGCAGAUUCUAUUCGUGGAAAGAAUAUUUAUAUAGUACAGACUGGUACUAAAGAUGUAAAUAACAACAUAAUGGAACUAUUGAUAAUGGCAUAUGCUUGUAAGACUUCAUCAGCUAGGUCUAUUGUAGGUGUGAUACCGUACCUACCAUACAGCAAACAGUGUAAAAUGAGGAAGCGUGGAUGUAUUGUCACUAAACUUCUUGCCAAAAUGAUGUGCAAGUCUGGCCUGACACAUAUCAUCACUAUGGAUCUACACCAGAAAGAAAUCCAAGGUUUCUACGAGUGCCCAGUUGAUAAUUUAAGGGCUUCACCAUUUUUACUGCAAUACAUUCAAGAAAGUAUUCCAGAUUAUCGGAAUUCAGUAAUAGUGGCGCGCAACCCUGGCUCUGCUAAGAAGGCUACGUCAUACGCUGAGCGUUUACGAUUAGCUAUCGCGGUGAUUCACGGCGAACAGAAGGAAGCUGAAAGUGAUGAAGUAGAUGGACGUUACUCACCACCUUGUUUACCGAACCGAUCCCGCACCAUGGAUGUGUCCGUGGGUGUGCCGGUACACCCGGCAAAAGAGAAGCCGCCAAUAAAUGUUGUUGGAGACGUAGGCGGGAGAAUAGCUAUUAUGGUGGAUGACAUGAUAGACGACGUCCAAUCAUUUGUAGCUGCGGCAGAAGUUUUAAAGGAAUGUGGAGCUUACAAAAUUUACGUGCUUGCGACUCACGGCCUACUCUCGUCUGAUGCGCCCCGCCUCAUUGAAGAAUCGCCCAUCGACGAAGUGGUCGUCACAAACACGGUGCCCCACGAGUUACAGAAGAUGCAGUGCAACAAGAUCAAGACCAUAGACAUAUCCGUCCUCCUUAGUGAGGCCAUCCGGCGCAUCCACAACAAAGAGUCCAUGUCAUACCUCUUCAAAAAUGUCACCCUCGAAGAUUAAUACCUGUAUUGCUUUCCAUGUUUUAAUCUUAAGUAUUAAUUAAGUAUUAUGUUCUUAUUUGAGUUUUAUAAUCAUUGAAUUUCUAUACUGUCCAUUGUAAAAGUAUUUAACAUCUGUUAGUGACUGUAUUACAUACCAGCCUUUUAAGCAAGUUUCUCAGUGAUUAUAAAGGUCUUAUGUGGAAUGGUUUAUAAUUCCUCGUUUUGUGUAUUAUUUUGUGUAUUCUUAUUUUUUUAAGUUGCUUCUAUUAUUUACUUUUUAUUAUUGUAAUCAAAUUGUUUACCCAAAUAUCUGAACAAAUCAAAAUAUAUCUUUUGUAUGUAUAUAUCCAUAUUCAGGUGCACAUUAAACGAGAUAUUUGGCUACAAAUAGCCUUGUCAACAUUAGUUUUGAACUGCUUCUUUUAUUCUACAUUUGUUUAUAUAAUUUUGCAUUUUAUCCUUAUUGUUUGUUUAUUUAAUUAGUGUUCUGUACCAAAAAUAAAGGACACGCAUAAGGGCACAUACAAAAUUGAAUUUAAAAUGUAUCAUAGCUUUAGGAAGGUUUUUGUUGUAAGUUGUGGAGGUAAUUAUUUUAGUCGUGUUAAGUAUUAAAUGUAUAUUCAAAGAUGACGAAUCCAAGUGUACAUUUAUUUGAAACGAGCUUUUUCAUAUGAUUCUAUGGUGUGCUAUAAAAAUAAUUUAACGCCUCAUUUACUACACAAACAUUGCAGAAACUAUCUAAUAUAAAAAUAGGUUGCUAAUCUAAUCAGUUUACAUCUCCAUAAAUUCAUACUCGAUUACAUAUAAAAAUAACACCUACACACCUCGUUACCAGAAGUGCGUUAUACUGAAAAUUAAUCCCUGCUUUUUUUAGAUAAUCUGUUUACUUUUAGGUGUCCGUCAACUCUGUUAAGACAUACAUCCUGCUCAUAUUUACAAUAUUUUGCAGUGUAUAAUUAUUAUUAUUCUGGUGUUAAAAUGGUCUUGUUAUAGAACUACACGACUUUCGUUAGGCCAAGCUCUAGAUUAUAAUGAGUGUAUGAGUAUACCUAUGAAGUAGAUAAUUACAAUUGUUUAAAGAUUUGCCUUGCUGGUUUAUAGACUGAUAAAUUUAUAUUUUUGUUCCGAAUAUUUGCAAUAUAUUUUAUAUACCUUAAUGUCGAAAAGUUGCCUAUUUAAAAGUGAAGUUGAUUAUGCAAUAAUAUAGUAUAUUGGUGAUUCGAAGAACAUUUCCUUCCGAGAGUCUAUAUUUUUUCUUAAAAUAUUUGUGGAUACUAUAAACAUAACCAGUAAUAUUUGUAGUUUUAUGAAUGGUUGUUAGAUGAAUACCUGUAAUACAGUUUAUCCAGGUAAACAAGAAUCUAAAGAGUACACAACACGCCUGAUCUUCGAACAAAGUUCGUGGGAUCAAGUACUCUUUUUCACCCUGUAUGCCAUUUGGUUGGCUGUAUCUGGAUAAAUUGUAAUAUGCAAAAUAAACAUUAUGACUGUGAGAAUUAAUAGUAAAUAUAAAUAUAUUAAUUUUAUAGUUAAGAAAACGCCGUAAUAUGUGUACUAAAUAUAGACUAUAUAAAUAAAUUAAAAUGUG